AUGGAUAUGUAUCCCAUCGAUUCCAAAGUCAUGGAUAUAAAUAAAAGUAUCCUUACUAACAUUGCUGUGGAUACCGAUAGUGAUAUUGAUGAAAGUCCGAAACGACCUUUUAAAGAAGAUGAAAGCUUACAGAACAUAAGCGAUGGAUUUUUCGACAAAAAUGCUGUGUUGGCCGAUGAAGUUAUUGAAUAUCUUAUAGAAGACCUUGAUGUGUCAGCGAUGAAGACAAAUGAGUAUCAGUUAACUUCGCAAGAUAAGUCCCCAUGUUCUGUGUACUCUAGGUCGGUCACAGCAGUUCACUCUCAAUCUGAAAAUGUUUAUUUUGAUAACAGAGAUUCUCCGAGCAAAUUAUCGGAUACACCAACGCCCUCAGAAUACAACUCAUUUACUUCAAGUCCGCCGCGUCCAUUAUCAGAAUUAGAUCAAAAUAUCUGUUUAAUAAACUCAGGCAGGCCAUCGAGUAUGUCACUAAUUUCAAACUGUCAAUCUUCUAUAAGCAACACUAGUGAUGCUUCUUCGGUGGUGGAGGCAUCAAGAGAAUGUUCUACACCUUCGUCGUUAAACGGUAGAAAAAGACGUAAACAUCAGUCCAGAAAUGGAAAAUUGCAACCUACGAAACAUCUUAAGCCGGCAUGUGUUAUUUGCAAGUUUAACUGUAGCGUAAAAAUAUCUCACGAAGAUAGAAAACUUAUCUUUGAUCGUUUUUGGGAUCUCUGUGAUCACGAAAAACAAUGGGUUUUUAUAGGUAAAUAUACAAAACGUUGUAUGAAACGAAGAAUUACUACAGAGAAUGAUUCUAAACGCCAACACAGUGUAAACUAUACACUUCCAAUAAAUUUAAAAGAAACCAGCCCUAGAACUGCAAAAGAACUGAACAUGCCAAGAUUUUGGAGAAGUAAACAGCUUGUAUCGUUAUGCGUAGAAGAUCAACAGCAAUCGAUACACCAUUUAGCAAUGGAGCUAGAAGAAGAAUCAUCUUCAAUAUUAUUUCCAUCACCUCCACCUCCAGCUCCAUCGAUAAUUAUUCAAGCUGUUGACGAAGGUGAACACGCCGACGUUGGCAUGAGUACUUUUACCGACCUCACAAAUAUGAUUUGUACUACAAAUGCGGAAUUAGCUUCAGGGAUUACAGGUACAACUCAAAGUUUAAUAACUACUACUACUGCUAAUAUCAGCAUAACAUCUGAUUCCUGCUUAGAAAUACAAAAUGAUAACGAGGCAAACAUUACUAACACACCAGUUCCUGCUAACGUUAUGCUGCAGUUGAAUGAACAAACUGGAUAUUUUGAACCGCUCUUUGAAAAAGAAAAUAUUUGCACUUCCAUCCCACAAAAUGAGGAAGAAGUGGCUCUUAGUGAGAACAGAAAAGAAAGAAGGCUCAAAAAUUAA
This is a messenger RNA of Parnassius apollo (apollo), 1389 nucleotides long. NCBI's taxonomy places the organism in Eukaryota, Metazoa, Arthropoda, Insecta, Lepidoptera, Papilionidae. The record is from the annotation of a GenBank genome assembly.